AUGGCAUGGCUCUUUUGGGCACUUGGGCGCCCCAUCCUGGCAACCUUUGAGGCGAAGCUCUACUUGGAGGAACACUCACAUGGUAUCAACAUCACAGCUGUGCGAGAACUGGUGUUUGCCACACCGGACUGUUCUGCCCAGAUCUCUCAGCAGCUUUGCCAGCGCUUGGACUUGGUCCGCCACGGGCAAACGCGACGUGGUCGCGCCGAAACCGAAGCCGGCGCCGAAACCGUCGCCCGUCAUGUGGCGCCACCCAGCGCCGUACAGGAGAUCUCCACCCAGGCGAUCUUUCAGGAUGAGAAGCCUGUGCGUGUGGCCUUCUUGCUCUUGGCCUACAAGGCUUUGCCGAACCUCAAGCAGCUCCUGCGCAGGUUGAAAGAACCUUGGCAUUUCUUUUUGAUACACCUUGACAAGAAGGCUUCUUGGAGAAAGGAGAAGGAGCUGCAGCAGUUGCUCACAGAGGUGGAGCCCCGCUACGAGGUCAUGGCGGAACGCUUCGAUCUGCGCCGAGGUGGGGCAUCCUUUUUGCUGGUCAUGCUUCGUGCUUUGGAGCUUUUGAUCGCCCAGGACGGCUGGGAGUACUUCAUCAACCUGAACGAUAAUGAUUAUCCCAUUACCUCCAACCAGGCGCUGCAGAGUUUUUUACAGCUCCACCUCAGCGACUCCUUCGUUCACGUGGGAUCGCCGAGCAUGCCAAGGUGCGAAGAAUGUGACAAGAUCGAUGACCUGGUCGUGGCAGUGGAGUGUGUUCUCCCACGAGGCUCCGAACUCCAUGCAUUGCUGCCCUCAGCAGAGGAGAUGAAGCAUUGGUUCUACUUCCCCACCUGGGCUGGUCCAGAUCUCGUAGGCUUGUGGAGGCCCUUAGUGGCUGAGCUUGUUUAUGCCCUACACCUACCAGCCUCCCCAGCGGAUCUGCUCCUGGGACAGCUGCGAAGCGCACAGCAGCCAGAUGAGCGCUUCUUCCAAUCGCUCUUCGCUGAGGCGAUGCCUGAGCGUUAUGGGGGCGGCUUGGGCUCAUUGGGCCGCUACUCACGGGUUCUGGGAACCUUCCAUGUGUGGGAUGUUGAUCGCCUUGAUCCUGGAGAUGCCUUGCAAAGCUCCGGUGUCCCGGUUCAGAUCUACUCCCCGCCGCUGCUCCGUGACGCACGGCGCAACUUCAGCAGCUUGAUGAAGGCCACCCAAAGCUCCCCGUCCAGUCACUUUGCCAGGAAAUUUGAUGCCCAGCGGACCUGGCCCUUGCAACGGCGCUUGGAUGUGGCAGCGCUGGCAGAAGGACCUGCACAAGGCCUUGCCUGCAGCUUGCCUGCUGGUGGUGGUGCUGUCCAUUUCCAUCAUUAUCCUUCCUGUGAAGAGACGUUCUCGGAUUCCCCUGCUGAGCAGUGA
Durusdinium trenchii is the source of this 1383-nucleotide messenger RNA. NCBI's taxonomy places the organism in Eukaryota, Dinophyceae, Suessiales, Symbiodiniaceae. The record is from the annotation of a GenBank genome assembly.